Belonocnema kinseyi is the source of this 1322-nucleotide messenger RNA. It is a transcript of the gene RpL3, whose product is annotated as 60S ribosomal protein L3. The record is from RefSeq and is a predicted model, not a curated record. Bases 27 to 1271 code for a protein of 414 amino acids. Gene Ontology annotation, biological process: translation; ribosomal large subunit assembly. Gene Ontology annotation, molecular function: RNA binding; structural constituent of ribosome. Gene Ontology annotation, cellular component: cytosolic large ribosomal subunit; ribosome. The transcript is spliced from 8 exons. NCBI's taxonomy places the organism in Eukaryota, Metazoa, Arthropoda, Insecta, Hymenoptera, Cynipidae.
CCUCCAUUUUCUUAUAAACCAGCGCGAUGUCGCACAGAAAGUUCAGCGCACCGCGACAUGGGUCCAUGGGAUUCUACCCCAAGAAGAGGUCAAGGCGUCAUCGUGGAAAGGUAAAGGCCUUCCCCAAGGAUGAUCCUAACAAGCCGGUGCAUUUGACGGCUUUCGUCGCCUACAAAGCUGGUAUGACCCACGUUGUGAGGGAAGCCGAUCGACCUGGUUCAAAGGUCAACAAGAAGGAGAUUGUCGAAGCAGUAACAAUUUUGGAAACACCACCAAUGAUCGUUGUAGGUGUUGUCGGUUACAUCGAAACCCCACAUGGUCUUCGGGCUCUCACCACCGUUUGGGCAGAGCAUCUUUCUGAAGAUUGCCGCAGACGUUUCUACAAAAACUGGUACAAGAGCAAGAAGAAGGCUUUCACUAAGGCCUCCAAAAAAUGGCAGGACGAUCUUGGUCGCAAAUCGAUCGAGAAGGACUUGAAGAAAAUCGUCAAGUACUGCAAAGUCGUUCGCGUCAUUGCCCACACUCAGAUGAAACUCUUGAGGCAAAGGCAGAAGAAGGCUCACAUCAUGGAAAUCCAGUUGAACGGUGGAACCAUCGAGCAGAAGGUCCAGUGGGCUCGUGAACAUUUGGAGAAACCAGUUCCAGUAAAUAAUGUUUUCGCAGCUGACGAGAUGAUUGAUGUCAUCGGUGUGACUAAAGGAAAGGGAUACAAAGGUGUCACUUCCCGUUGGCAUACAAAGAAACUCCCGAGGAAGACUCACAAGGGUUUGAGGAAGGUUGCUUGUAUUGGAGCCUGGCAUCCAAGCAGAGUGUCCUUUACAGUCGCCCGUGCUGGUCAGAAGGGUUACCACCACAGAACGGAAAUGAACAAGAAGAUCUACAGAAUCGGACAGGGAAUCCACACCAAGGACGGAAAGAUCGUGAAGAACAAUGCAUCGACCGAAUACGACCUAACGGAGAAGACCAUCACACCCAUGGGAGGUUUCCCUCAUUAUGGUGAGGUCAAUAACGACUUCAUUAUGCUCAAGGGUUGCUGUGUUGGACCUAAGAAGCGUGUCAUAACUCUCAGAAAAUCUCUUCUGGUUCAUACAAAGCGUGCUGCUCUUGAGAAGAUCAAUCUCAAGUUCAUCGAUACCAGCUCCAAAUUUGGACACGGUCGUUUCCAAACUGCUGCCGACAAGGCUUCCUUCAUGGGUCAACUCAAGAAGGAUCGUAUUCGCGAGGAACAAGCGGCAACCGCCGCUACUCCUGCUGCCGCGGCCGCGCAGUAAUGAUCGUACUUUUUGUAUGAUUGAAACAAUAAAAAAUGUAAAAGUUCUAAA